This is a messenger RNA of Pocillopora damicornis (cauliflower coral), 5404 nucleotides long. RefSeq lists its product as uncharacterized. Lineage: Eukaryota; Metazoa; Cnidaria; Anthozoa; Scleractinia; Pocilloporidae. Gene Ontology annotation, cellular component: cytosol. The record is from RefSeq and is a predicted model, not a curated record. Gene Ontology annotation, molecular function: protein binding.
AAUGGCGGUUUAAGCUGGCACUUUCUCCCACAUUACAUGUCAAUUAUUUUGUGCAAGAAGGCAGCCAUUCUUUCACCUAUUCAGGAACUAUGGGGAAAGAGCAAGACCUUCUACAAGCUGCAAAAACUGGAAAUGUCGCACACAUCGAGAAGAUUCUCGGUAAUAAGACAAGGAAGUCUGGAAUUCAAAGUUUGAUGAGCAGGACCGUCAACCCUAAUCAUCAAGACGAACUUGGAUACACUCCGCUUCAUUACGCAGCAUUAAAUGGUCACAGGUCAUCAGCUGAGCUUCUUUUAAAAUAUGAUGCUUCAACAAACAUUCCAGAUACUUCUGGAAACUACCCCCUUCAUUUGGCAGCAUGGAAUGGCCAUGCUGAUGUGGCUAAAGUGCUCAUAAACACAGGACCAUCAAGAGCUAAUGUCAAUGAACAGAAUGAUACAGAGGACACAGCUUUACAUUCUGCCUCUCAGUUUGGGCAAAGUCUUGUUGUAGCUGUUUUACUUGAGAAUCAUGCAGAUCCUCGUAUUCUAAACAGUCGUCAGGAAUCACCACUUGAUUUAGCAGCACAGUAUGGUCGAAUGGAAGCUGUCAAGCAGUUGUUGAACUAUCAUCCUGAUCUCCUUGAAGAUGGAAAUAUGGUUAGAACGCACACCCCUCUUCAUCUUGCUGCAAGAAACGGCCAUAUAAAUGUGGUGUCAUAUUUCCUUAGUUGUGGAAUGGAUGUCAAUAUAUCGGGUACAUCUGGAACAGCCCUUCAUGAAGCAGCAUUGUAUGGCAAAGUGGAUGUGGUUAAUCUUCUUCUACAGUGUGGAAUUGAUGUCACUGUUGUGGAUGGCAACAACAAAACAGUGUUGGACCUUUUAGCAUCACACCCUUCUGGAAGAACAAGGGAGAUAAAAGAACUAAUAUAUGCCUCCAGCCUCAAAGAGCCUGUUUCUUAUUUAAGGCGGCAAAACACUGAGUUCAAACCAAGUACAAGAAACUCAGCAAGGACAUCAGACACAUUUCCUGGGUUCCCCGAGCGUCCUAAGUCAAUGGCUGUUUCCAGGAGUUCAACCUAUAAACCUGUUCCACGUCAGACAGGUUUGGAUCCAAAUGCCCUUCGAAGAUCAGGGACUUACGAUGCUGUGCCUAUCCCACGAACGAGACAGGAGUCAUUUGAGCAGCCAACUUAUGAUCAGGUACCACCAGCUAAAGCUGCGUCUGCAAGACACACUACUGACUGGACUCAAUAUGAAGAAGUAGGGUCUAGACCUCCAAUCAAUAACAAUUUGACGUCUGCUGGUGAAGGGUACACCCUAUUGGGUUUCCCUGAGCAACCUGCCACAGACGCACCACCCGCGUUAAGUUCCCAGGAGAUCACUGUUGGUUACACUCUUGUGGGACUUCCAGGCAACCCUAGUGCAGUCACUAAUGGUAAAUGCCCACUGCGACCAGGCAGUACCUAUGCCAAAGUGCGGAAAGAAGGUGAGCCCAUUGUCUCGCCUUGGACAGGGCCUCCUUCUCAAAUACCGGCGGGCAUAGCUAGCAUAGACAAUCCUGACUAUUGUUUGGUUGGUGAGACCACCCGUCCACAUUCACAGUCGCAGAACCAAAGUGGAGGCACUUAUGACCUUGUUAAUCUGCCAUCAGGACCGAAACCUGAUGUAAACCAACAUGAUAGUGUCUAUGAAGUCCCCCCUGCAACAUUAAGGGGAAAAGGCAAUGGUCAGGAGGAGAAUGGCCCUCCCGUUCAAGUCCCCUCUAGAGUUCCAAGGGGUCAGUCGUUUAAUAUGUACGAAAACACCAGUAUUGGAAAUCAGCCGGUCAAUCAGCCGGUCAAUCACCCAAGACAGGAAGCGACUAAUUACGACUUUGUGUCCCUCCCACCACGAAAAGCUACAAUGGAACAGCCCUCUUACGACAUAGUUCCUCCACUGAGUCGAACAUCUGAGAAUCAGCGAGGUAGCCCGGAGGUGAGCUCCUCUGCUGCAGGUGGCACGACUCUAACAAACCGAUCCUGCCCCUUGGAUGCACCAGGGUACGAGAUUGUACAACCACGAAACCUAAGCUCUUUCGCUGGCGACUCAGCGCCUGAAAUGAAACCCUUUGCUUCUCUGCCUGGGUAUGAACCCAUGCUCCCACCCCAAGAUGAGGGAUACGAAAAGCUGGGCCCUCCAGUUGACAUCCAACAGCAGCUAAGCAGCCGUGGAGACUAUGAAACCCUUGCCAUGGUAGGUCCUCAAAAAACAGGGUCUCAGACAGAACCAGCGCGAGUGACCCAGCAACAGACCAGCGCAGUGAACAUUCCUGGCUCGUCAUCUCUGUAUGAGGUGCCCCCGUCUAUGGUGUCUCCCGUGUAUGAAAUUGCACCAUCUCCACGAAACGUGCCUCCGCUUCCCCCUCGACCAGCACAGCCAACCCCUCCGACCCAACCCCCAGUUAACUUUGGAGUUCAGUGGAUCGAGAAGGAACCGGAACAAGCUCGGCCUAAGCUCCCCCCACGGAGAAUGAAUGAAUAUUGCGACUGGCACUCGCUCAAGAAACAAGAUCCCACGUCACCUGGGAGGCCCCCUAAGUCUGGGGCCUACGAAAUAGUGCGCCUUGAGGGCUCAUCAGAGGUAGGAACGGUAGACUUGGACAAAUUGCGGUGGAGAGAAAGUCGUGGUUCUGGGGGAGACUAUUGUACACUGUCACCUUCGGCCGUAGGACCUGGCGAAACUCUAAACAGAGACAGCAUUGCUUCCAGCGAGAUGUCGAAUAUGUCAGAACCUACAAUGACACCGCCAUUUUCUCCUCCGUCGCCAAACACUGCUGAAGCCUCAGUAUUUGAUGUUUUCGGAUCGUUACAAUCCUCAGAUAUGACGACAAUUCCGGAGGCUCCCGAAGUUGUACAAGAUCAACCACGACCCCCCCGACCCAUUCCACGCAAAAGGACCAAACCGAAACUUCUUCCCCGCAACGACAGUUUGCACGAUGAAGAUUACGCAUCUCCACAGGGGGAACCUACGAGAGCUGAAAGCAGUACUGUUUCUUUUGAGAGGAGUCAAGACCCGUUUAGUUUUCCUCCUGCAAUGGCUUCCGCGCAAGAGAUGGACAGCCCGAAAAACAGUGAUUUUGCCGAGCUACAUAAGCGCUUUUCGCCGCAUUCUUCGCGCGAAAAUAUCUUUUCUGAUGUGAACGCUGCACUCGGUGGAGAGCGGCAAGAGCCCGACGGAGCCGAAACUCAAACUGAUGCGAGGCCUUCGCCGUUGGUUUAUGAAAAUGUGUUGUUUAGACGAAGCGAUGAAGUAAACAAGAACUCGCCGGGUGAAACCCGCGAGAAUGGAACUGUUGCGAAGAAAGAUGAUUCUGUUGAGAGGCCUGAUUCAUAUAGGUUAAGCACAUUGUCAGCGGAUAGCCCCAUGGACGAGAGAGAGGAAUGGGAAAAGAUCGAAGCCUUCCUGUCUUCAAUAUCUCAGAUUGAUAUGCCUCAGACUUUAGAGCUACAGAUCGCUGAUGCAGGCAAGGCAGACACUGUAGCGGGCUGGCUGAAGGCACUGGAUCUUGAUCAGUACGAGUCGUGUCUGGUGGCCAAUGGAUUUGACAAUAUCAUGUUCUUGAAUGGGGUUCUUGAAGAUGAUGAUCUUAUGGAUAUAGGAAUUGUGGACUUUAACCACAGAAGAACCAUCAUGGAAGCGGUGAAGACCUUAAAACCCUGUCCCCGGCUCAACGACCCUGCGUCAGCAAAGCCUGAGAGUUUGGAGGACUGGUUAGAGCUUCUGAGUCUCUCUGAGUACUAUGAUGUGUUUCAACACAAUGGUUUUACCUAUAUGGAGAGAAUACACAGGCUAUGGGAAGUGGAGCUAACGUCGGUUCUGGAAAUAAACUCUCUCGGUCAUCGGAAACGAAUUAUGGCUUCAUUAAAAAAGGAAGCGAAGAAAAAAGAAAGAGAAGAACCAUUAGAAAACACAAAGCUUGAAGACAGUAGUGCUGCUCUCGAAGUACAGUUAGCGGAGCUCAAAAUGUACUGCCCAGAUGAGAAACCGCCGACCAUAACAACCGCCGGAGCAACAACCGAAGAUGACCUGCUGGCGGCUGCCGAAGAGUUGAUGACUGGUCCUGAAAAGGCGAAUGAAAGGAAGUCAAAGGAAAAUGGGUCUAUGAAGUGGAAACACGAACCCUCAAUGUUGAUAUCAUGGUCAGUAAUCACGACAUCAGAAACAUAUCGUACAUCACACAGGAUCCAGAAGACAGAACAGUGUUUGCUUAUAUCGCUAGAGACGCUAAGACAAACAGCCAUUACUGUCACGUGUUCAGAAUGGAUAAUAUGACUAUGUCAGAUGAUAUUACUAUGACGAUAGGACAAGCUUUUGAGCUUGCCUUCAGUCGCUUCAAGCAGUCUUAGAAACGCCAACUGGAAUGGUGACAAGAUGGAUGAUCUGCCAAAACAGAUCGUCAAGCCCAGCGGAAUAGAUCCAUUCAUUCGUCUUGCAUCAUUAAAAUUCAAGUAUCGUACGCGGAAGAGAAAAGGGACUUAAUUUCAUGGCAGUGUUUAAAAAGGUCAAAAUCGGCUACUUUUACCGAGAAGCUGGUUAUAAUAUACUUCUAGCGUGACAUGGCGUAUUUAGCAUUGCGUGACAAGAUGCCUGAUAGUGCCAUAGUUGAGCGUCACGCAAAUAACAGCUGCAAACAAGGAAAUGUUCGCGUGCCUUAAGGCUGUUUCUUUUGAUGAAGACAAAUUGUUUGCAUGAAAAAGUUCAACGUUCUCUUUCAAAUGACUUAGUAGAAGAGUUGUGCAUGCCACAUGUAUUCGCUUCAAUUAAGUGAUUGCGUUUCUAAGCCGUUUGAUUGGCUGGGACUGGACGAAAUCGUUACAUAGGGGUAUAUAUAUAUAUAUAUGUAUAUAUAUAUACAGCUUAUUAUUAUUUUUAUCGUCACGGCUAAGAGACGAACGAUCUUCAACUAUUUAUACCACCUGAUUUAAGAAUGAUCCUUUUGUGAUCAAUUUACGUGUUUACCAAACAAAUCAAUUUAUCGAUAAGGUUGAAUUUAAAUGAACCUGCUACAACGGGCACCUACCCUUCCAUCAAAUGAGGCAUCCCCCUCUGCCAUCGCUGCCAUGAUUAGUCACGUGAAUGUGACCAAUGGUACAUUGUCCAGUUGGUGUGACUCAACCGUAUUUCAGGUAGAAUUUUAUUUUGUAUGUUUACUAGAUAGGUUCCAAUUUUUAUUUUUUAGCAAAAUAUUUUUAAAAAAAAUACUUUUUUAUAAAUGGUUUAUUUUUUGAACUUACACAAAAUGAGAUUGAAGUAGCGAGGUGUGACUAAUUUAAAUAAAAUCUUUGAUCAAGCGCUGUUCAACGUGCUAGGGCGACGGUUUUAUCCAAGCGAUUUUGAAAAAAAAUUAUUUGUGCAGAAUGCUUAAUAAAUUUGACUUACUUGUU